Molecule: messenger RNA, 1707 nt
Organism: Vigna angularis (adzuki bean)
Lineage: Eukaryota; Viridiplantae; Streptophyta; Magnoliopsida; Fabales; Fabaceae
Exons: 3
Coding region: 541-1665 (374 amino acids)
Source: RefSeq, a predicted model, not a curated record
CAAUGGAAAAAUGUAUAAGCCAAAAGCAAAUUAUACACUAUCAACAGACCAAAUAAAACAAGUCUGUCAUUGGGUAAAAGGUCUUAGGAUGCCUGAUGGAUAUUCUUCUAACUUGUCAAGGUGUGUUGAUGUGAAUAGGGGAAAGCUCAUUGGGAUGAAAAGUCAUGAUUGCCAUGUGUUUAUGGAAUGCUUACUUCCUAUAGCGUUUAGUUCUUUACCGGCUCAUGUUCUGAAUCCCAUUACAGAGAUAAGUCAUUUCUUUAGAGAUUUGUGUUCUACAACAUUGAACAAGGAUGACCUGGCGAAGAUGCAAGAAAACAUUCCCAUCAUUCUGUGCAAGAUGGAGAGAAUAUUUCCUCCCUCAUUCUUUGAUUCUAUGGAACAUCUCCCUAUCCAUCUUCCAUAUGAGGCACGACUUGGUGGACCAGUCCACUAUAGGUGGAUGUACCCAUUUGAAAGGUACCCAUAUGACAUGUUAUUGUUCAAUUUACCAGGCAUAAUUCAAAAACCCUAACACAUCAAUUUCAAAUUUGUAGGUUCAUGGGAUAUGCUAAACGUUCAGUAAAGAAUAAGGCUAGGGUUGAAGGAUCUAUUUGCGCAUCAUACUUGCACAGAGAAACAACUCAUUUUUGUUCCCACUAUUUCAAAAGCUUCAUGUUAACACCACAAAGCAAUAGAAAUGAAGUAGACAUUGAAAUAGAAAGCUUUACGACAACAUUAUCAGUGUUUAACCAACCUGGCCGUCAUUCUGGAAGGGAAUCAACACAUUGGUUAAGUGAUGAAGAAUUGAGAUCAGCUCAUGUUCAUGUAUUGAUCAAUUGCAAUGAAGUUGAACCUUACCUUCACUCAUUCUUACAUGUCUAUCAACUAUCUGAGUCAAACAGUUCGACAUACGUACAUGCUAAUUUCCCAUUGUGGUUCAGGCAAAAAGUUCAUAACGAUCCUUUAAGUGUGAGAAACCAACAUCUUAGAGAUUUAUCACUUGGUGCUUUAAGGUGUGUAAAGGAAUGGCACACCUUCUUUGCUAAUGGAUACAAAUUUCAUACCCAUGCAUGGAGUCAGGGCAAGAGGACAAUAAAUAGUGGGGUUCAUGUUAAAGGGCUAACAGAAGGAGGUCAAGAUGAUUUUUAUGGUGUCAUUAAACACAUCUAUGAGUUCGAAUACAAUUCAACAACCACUGAAAAGAAAAUUGUAUUAUUUUAUUGUGAUUGGUUUGAUCCAUCGAGAGUAGGUACAAGGGUGGAUUCAAAGUAUGGCAUUGUGGAUAUUCGAAUGGAUAAAAGAUAUGUGUUGUUUGAUCCUUUUAUCAUUGCACAUAAUGUACAACAAGUGUAUUAUGUACCAUAUCCUACAUCACGCACGGACAAACGAGGUUGGUGUGUUGCGAUAAAAACGAAGCCUAGAGGUCGCAUUGAUUCUAAUGAUGUAGAAGCCGAUGUGCCAUACCAAGUGGAGGAAAUGUCACAUGUUAAUGACAUCAUUCAAGUUGAAGAAGUAGUCCGAUUACAAGAUGUAGACGCUGGUCUUGAAGAAGUGAACCCUAACAAUAUUUCAUCAUUUCAAGGGCAGAUAGAUGAAGAUACAACGGAAUCAGAAGAAUACAAUGCAGAGGAACAGAGUGAAGAUGACAAUGAAGAUGAAUUUCAUAGUUCUAGCACUGAAUAGAGUUAGGGUGUGUUCCUCCUUAUUGUUGUUGCAUUUAUAAUG